Molecule: messenger RNA, 642 nt
Organism: Iphiclides podalirius (scarce swallowtail)
Lineage: Eukaryota; Metazoa; Arthropoda; Insecta; Lepidoptera; Papilionidae
Source: the annotation of a GenBank genome assembly
AUGCGAAAAGCUUCAUACAUAUUUGAAAUGAAGAAAAUCGUGAUUUUUGGAUCUACCGGCAUGACCGGCCUUUGCGCAGUUGAAGCGGCCGUGAAAAGGGGUCUGGAAGUGCGCGCGUUCCUCCGCGACCCGGCUAAGCUCUCCGCCCACCUCAAGGACAAGGUAGAGAUCUUCAAGGGCGAUGUGCUGGAGCCAGACUCGGUGGCCAACGCGGUGGAAGGCACCGACGGCGUCGUGGUGGUCCUCGGCACGCGCAGCAGCCUCGAGCCCACAUCAGACCUGUCUGAGGGCCUGAGAAACAUCGUCGACGCUAUGAGGGCGAAGAACGUGACGCGAGUCACAGCCUGCUUGUCCGCCUUCCUCUUCUACGACAAGGACAAGGUGCCGGCCAAGUUCGGACCGCUGACCGACGACCACAGGAGGAUGUACGAGGUGCUGAAGGAUGCCCCGCUGGACUGGGUCGCCGUGUUCCCGCCCCACAUUUCGGACGACCCGAGCCGCGAUAUAAUCGUCGAGGUCAACCCACAGAAGUCGCCAGGCAGGGCCAUCUCCAAGUGGGACCUCGGCGCGUUCCUGGUGGACGCCCUGAAUGAGCCCAAAUACUACGGGACCAUUGUGGGCCUGUGCAACGUUCCACUGCAG